Nanorana parkeri is the source of this 2469-nucleotide messenger RNA. RefSeq names its product FAST kinase domain-containing protein 1, mitochondrial-like. Bases 127 to 2469 code for a protein of 780 amino acids. Gene Ontology annotation, biological process: regulation of mitochondrial mRNA stability; mitochondrial RNA processing. The record is from RefSeq and is a predicted model, not a curated record. The transcript is spliced from 13 exons. Gene Ontology annotation, cellular component: mitochondrial matrix; ribonucleoprotein granule. Lineage: Eukaryota; Metazoa; Chordata; Amphibia; Anura; Dicroglossidae. Gene Ontology annotation, molecular function: RNA binding.
ACGUUCUAAACCUUCGGACCUAAAAAUGUCCAUAAAAUGAAAGGCUAAAUGUGAAAGAUUGUGUUACAGCAAAAUGAAUCCUCUGUCCUGCUGGAUCUUGUGAGACGGCCUUUCCGGAGCCUAGACAUGUUCCGCUGCAGGAGGGUAUUAGGAAUUUCGCUGCGCUGGAUUAAAACCUGUACUAGAAAUUCAGACCCACUGCUGGAGAAGCUGAAGGAUUGCAGGAAUGAAUAUCAACUAUUCCAGCUUGUUGGGCUCAAUAGAUCCGUACUCACUGCCAACCAUGUCAGCUGCGCACUCAACAUGCUCUGGGAAAUUCAGAAAGAAAAUACAAAUGUGUGCCUAAGCCUCGAUGAAGUCAGGAAUCACCCAGAAUUCGUUGCUCUUCACAUCUUAGCAGAAAAUAAAGUCAGCUGUUUAGAUGACCAUGCCUUGGUGAACACUUUGUAUGCUGUGAUAAGGCUUGGAGUGGAGGCCCAUAACUCUCUGAUGCAGCAACUGGUUGUGGAAGGAUGGAAAAGACUAGAAAAACUUGAACUUUCGUUACUGACAAAGUUUACUGCUUCUUUGGCAAGACAAGGUUUGCAUGCUGGCCCACUUUAUGGACAAAUAGCCAGCAUUGUGGACAGGAAUCUGGAUAAUAUGCAAGAUCUAAGAGCCCUCUCCAUUCUGAUGGUCAACUUACAAUCUGUCUGUUCACAAAGCCUACAGCACCGACUGCUCACAAAGGCAGAAUCUUUUUUAGAAGUUGAAGGUUCACUUGAUAUACAUAGCAUGCGAAGGAUUUUGCAGUUUUUAUUUAACACGGGUUCUAGUAAACAUUCACAGUUGGAAAAAUGGACCCAGCGUUCCAUACAGAGAAUAAAAGAAAUGGAUUUGAACAUAUUGUUGAUGUUUGAACGGCACCUGUCUCAUACCUUGGAGUACCCUGAAGUUCAUGUAAUGGUAAAGUCGAGAUUGAUUGAGUUGUUGGAGUCGUGUAACAAUACCAGAGAUUUCACCACAAUAUUUCACAUGCUGCUUCCCAUGGUUUCACAAGACAUGAGAGACAGACUUGAAAACAAUCUUUUGGCUUUGGCAGAUGAAAUACAUUACAUAAAAUUGGGGAACAUUCUGAAAAGCAUGGCGGUGGCUAAUUGCAGAAAUUCUGUCCUGAUUCAUAACGAGCUAAAGAAAUCUUCUAACCCAGGAUAUAUAGCUUUGAUGACCCACACCCUCUCCUUGAGCAUGAACAAUGUGGAUGCAGACAUCAUAUCUAAGCUGGAUGCUAUUGUUCCGCAGUGUAAUCUGAAACAGAUAAAUCAGAUUACUGCUAGCGUCAUAAAAUGGCUCUGGAAAAACCCAGAAAAAAGUAAUUAUAGAAAGUUGUACCAAAAACUGAACAAACAUACACUGGAAAGAAUCGGGAAUACGGAGAAUUUUGAUGUUCUCUCAGAGGAGAUCAUGCACUUAAUGAAGGGACACUGGUUUCAGAUUGUCUAUGCAGAAGCCAUCUUGGACACCUAUCAGCGUUUUCCACACCAAAUUACUCAUAGGAAUGCUGAAUCGUUGUCUACAGUGAUGAAAUACAGCUUCAUCAGGUGUACUCCAGUCCUGGACAAAAUUGCAGCAGUGAGCAUAGAAAAUAUUGAAGAGUUUUCUCCUUCUGUGCUGUACAACAUUGUAAGAGCUUUCAGCUUUUUGAAUUAUGAGCCUCCCAAUGGAGAAGAGUUCUAUGCUGCGUGCAUACAGCAUUGUCGAGCUAAUCUCGAUUCAAUCAAGCCUCGCCUCUUGUUAAUGUUGGCUUUUGCAUUUGCUUUAGCAGAGCACUUUCCGAAAGACUUGAUAAAAGCUAUAUUCAACGCUGACUUCCUAAGAAGACUGGAUUUAGUGCUCGAUUUCUGUGAUUCUAAAAAACAAACAAAGAUUCGGAACUGCCUGAUGGAACUAAAUAGAGCUGUGUGUCUUGAGUGCCCAGAAUAUGAGAUUCCCUGGUUCCACGAGCAGUAUUGUCAAGAUCUGAGGAAGACCGAAAAGGACGAUGAAAAUAUAACAGAUUACCAGAUUCAGUAUCUGUUGGGAGCGGCCCUUGGAGGAAUACAUUAUACAAGAAUGUCUGUUGUUACACCAUACUAUUAUUCCAUAGACUUUGAAUGUAUACUGGACAAGAACAAAAACCCAGUUUCGUACAUGGACCCGAACCUGCUUUCCACUGACGUUUCCAAUAUGCAGUCAGGGAGUAAGAUGAAGAUAGCUAUAUCUCUGCCAUCAGGAUUUCAAAGAGUUGCUGUGGAUUUUCUUCAAUCAGCAAACUUUUGCCGAAACUCAACUCAUAUUAACAGUGUGACUGCUAUGAAAAAGAGACAUCUAGAAAUCCUCGGAUAUUCUGUAAUUCAGAUUCCUAAUUAUGAAUGGAACUCAAUGGAACUAGGAACACAGGAGGCCUGGAUAGAUUACCUCAAGAGAAAGAUAUUUUCUGAAGAAAUUUGA